This is a messenger RNA of Scutellospora calospora, 1464 nucleotides long. NCBI's taxonomy places the organism in Eukaryota, Fungi, Glomeromycota, Glomeromycetes, Diversisporales, Gigasporaceae. The record is from the annotation of a GenBank genome assembly.
AUGAGCUUUUUACCACAUCUAUGUCUUGAAAAUAUAUUUCUAAAUCUGUCACAAGAUUCAAAAACCUUACAUUCAUGUAUUUUAGUUAACAAACAAUGGUGCAUAUCAUCUAUUCCAAUAUUGUGGCGAGACCCAUUUAAACUUUGUCAGUGUCUUCGUAAACCGAAUAAACUAGUACCGUUAUUAAAUACAUAUUUAUCAUUCCUUCCUUCAACUACACGAAAACUUCUUGAAAUAACAUCGAUUAUUGGAAGACCAACGCUUUUCAAUUACCCAGUCUACUUACGCAGCAUAAACGUGGUAUUGAUUCAUGGAAGUGUUGAAUAUUGGACUGAUUCUGUAUUUGGAGCAGAUUCAACUUCUUUGCAAAAAAUUACACCAAUUUGCAAAGUUCUUUGUGAAUAUUUUUUAUGCAAUUCAUCCAGAAUUGAUUAUCUUGAUCUUGAACACGCGAGUUGGUUUGAUAUAUUUGAGCUUAAUGGUGCAACCACUUCUUUAUCAUCGAUAAAAUCAGUGGUAAUUGAUGAUCAACAACGAUUUCCAGAUCAAUUCAAGAAUCUAUCUUCUGUUAUGAAAAAUGCAAGAUAUUUACGUUUAUCUUUAAGAUAUAGAAAGAAUGAUCCUGUAUGUAAAAAUAUUGUAACCCUUUUACAAAAUCAGAAAUAUUUGAAAAAAAUUAGUUUAUGUAGUCAUGUAUCAGAUUUUUUUCAAAAUAUUUGGGAUAGUCUUGCCUCAUCACAAUUACUUCACAAGAGUUUAACAUCAAUUGAAUUUCAUGAAGCGACAUUUGAUGAUUACUCUCUUUUACAACUAUCUAGAUUUUAUAAUUUACAAUAUUUAAAAUUCUACAGAUGUAGAAAUUUUAAUAGUGAAAUUCAAGAAAUUGAAGAUUCAUUAGUAUUUCAGAAUCUUUCACAAUUAAUUAUUUUCAAGAUAGGCGUGAAUCCACAAGUUCUAGAGUUCCUUUUAAAAAAAUCCAAUAGAAAUCUUAACGUUUUAGAGUUCCAUGAUCAUUAUGUUACCAAUUUUCAUGAAACUGUUCUUUGUUGUGUAAGUUUUUGUCAAAAUCUUACAAGGUUUGUGGCGUCAAUCCAAGUGAAUCAGAUCUCAGACGUCAUCGCACUUUUUAAAGAAUGUAAAAAGCUUGAAUAUUUUCACAUAUAUGAUUUGAAACUUUUAUUCGAAGACGAAGAAGAACCGUUGGAUGAAUAUUGGCCACCAGAAUUGGAAUUGUUUCAUGCAAAGGAAUUAUUGGAAGAAUUAGGAUCAUGUAUACCAAUGACUAUGAAAAUGAUGAAAGUUUGGAUGAAUUGGUUAAUUACGAUCGAAGAUAUUGAAACAUUUGUUUCGAAAUGUGCGUACUUUGACUUGAAGAUGAAAGUUUUAGAAUUCAGACAUUGCAAAGGAUUUGGAAAUGCACACAAGAAAGUGAUUAAAAAUUUUUUACAGAAUGAUAAUAUAUAA